AUGGCAGGGAGAAUCAGCUAUGACUGGCCCAAGGCGAACAUCUGGAGCGAGGAGGUGUGCCUUUCCUACUUCCUCAAAGGCCAUUUCGAGCAGAGUGCUGUCAUGGUGCGUCGGCCCCGCGACCAUGUGCUGUCCCAGUACAAGUGCCCCGGCUUCCGGAAGGCUGACUUACGCCCAGCUGAUGUGCACAAAAGGCCCUUCUUCAACUCAGGCAUUGCGCCAACGGCGGAGGGCCCCAAUAUCACGCAUCCAGUCGACGAAGACUCCUCCAUCAAGGCGAUGCAGUCUGCCACCCUGCUGGGAGUGGUCGAGGGUGGGUUAGGCUAUGAGGAAGGUUGGGAGGUGGACAUCUUGAUGGUGACUGUUCGCAACGGCUUCACGGGCUUGACGGGCCUAACGGGUUUGACGGGCCUGACGCGCUUCGCGAGUGGGGCGGACUCAGCUCGGCUGAAGGGCAGUCUGCCGGCGCAUUGCAGCUGUGAGUCCAGUGACUGGAACUCCUUUGUGGAGUACCGGGAGGAUCAUGGCCUGCACUACGAAGCCUCCAUCGAAGACUUCAACGAGACGGUGCUGCAGCAGGUGGACGACCUGACCAAGGUCGAUUGGCCCAUGUACCGUGAAGCCGUGAAGCGCUUCAUCGGGGACCUCGGCCAGGUGGAGCUUGAGUUCGGCACCAAGAUCCUUUGCGACGCCCAGCGACAGAAGCUGACCCAACUGGCGCAGCUAUGA
Molecule: messenger RNA, 729 nt
Organism: Effrenium voratum
Lineage: Eukaryota; Dinophyceae; Suessiales; Symbiodiniaceae
Source: the annotation of a GenBank genome assembly